AUGUCUCUCUCUACCCGUUUAUCCACACUUCACGACAUACCCCCCUCUUUGUUGGGAGUCUCACUAUUAGCCUGCGUUGCAAUUGCAUAUACGAUUACCAAAAUGCUCGGCUUUGGUCGCAAGAAUGAGUUUCCCGUGGAAGGUCGAACCAUUUUAAUCACCGGUGGCUCCGAUGGCACUGGUCGUGCCCUUGCCAUCCAGCUCGCCGCCAAGGGUGCUCAUGUCGCGAUUGUGGCUCGGACAGUCUCUAAGCUGCAAAGCACUGUGCAAGAGUUGCAGACCGAAGCCUUGCAUCCUGUGCAGCAGCGCUUCCACUAUAUCAGCGCAGACCUCAUUGACAACAAUGAGUGCGAGCGGGUCAUGGCUGAAGUCACUGAGUGGAAUGAUGGCUCUCCUCCAGAUAUUGUCUUCUGCUGUGCUGGGUUUUGUCUUCCUGGUUUCUUCGCAGACGUGCCCAUCGCAACUCAGCGGCAACAGAUGGACACAGUCUACUGGACAGCCGCGAACAUGGCUCAUGCCACUCUGCGCAAGUGGCUCACUCCUAUCCAACCAAGCAAUCAGACCAAAACUCCUCGUCGGCAUCUGAUUUUCUGCGCUUCCGUUGUUGCUUUCGCUCCAAUCGCUGGCUACGGUCCAUACUCUGCUGCAAAGGCUGCUCUCCGUUCCUUAUCCGACACUCUCAGCCAGGAAGUUGAGAUGUACAACGGAGCAUACUCUCAGCGACACCGUGAAGUAGCCCCUGCUGCUGAUGUGAAAAUCCACACUCUCUUUCCCAUGGGCAUCCUCACCCCGGGCUAUGAUAAUGAACAACAACUGAAACCUGCGCUGACCAAGAAGCUGGAGGAGUCAGAUCGACCUCAGACACCGGAGGAGGUCGCACGCAUCACCAUUGCUGCCCUGGAGAGGGGAGAAUAUCUGAUCACGACCAUGCUCAUGGGGAACAUCUUGAAAGGCUUUUCACUUGGCUUGAGCCCUCGCAACGGCCUCAUUGGUGACACACUGAUCGGCUGGCUUAGCAAUCUGGUCGCUCUGCAAGUGAUUCCCGACCUUCGCAAAAAGGCGUUCAAUUGGGGUCAGAGCCAGGGACUCCCCAAGCCUGUGAGUCAGGCUUCUGCAUCCUCCUGA
Molecule: messenger RNA, 1125 nt
Organism: Penicillium diatomitis
Lineage: Eukaryota; Fungi; Ascomycota; Eurotiomycetes; Eurotiales; Aspergillaceae
Gene: ksrA
Product: 3-dehydrosphinganine reductase
Exons: 3
Coding region: 1-1125 (374 amino acids)
Biological process (GO): sphingolipid biosynthetic process
Cellular component (GO): endoplasmic reticulum membrane
Molecular function (GO): 3-dehydrosphinganine reductase activity
Source: RefSeq, a predicted model, not a curated record